This is a messenger RNA of Mugil cephalus (flathead mullet), 1915 nucleotides long. RefSeq names its product proline/arginine-rich end leucine-rich repeat protein. Gene Ontology annotation, molecular function: protein binding. The record is from RefSeq and is a predicted model, not a curated record. Bases 154 to 1296 code for a protein of 380 amino acids. NCBI's taxonomy places the organism in Eukaryota, Metazoa, Chordata, Actinopteri, Mugiliformes, Mugilidae. The transcript has 7 exons.
GAGAAACAGAGGAAGAGCAAGAGAGAAAGAGAGAGAGAAAGAGAGAGAGAGAAGGAGGGGUAGGAAAAGAGGAAAAGAGUGAGAGAGGCAGAGAGAAGAAAAGACCCAAAACUUUUGACUUGACAAAAGAGGGCAGGUACCAGACACAGGACAAUGAAGGCUGGUGCAGGACUCUUCUCUGCAUUGGCUCUGUUACUCCUGAUGGGGGCAGUGCUCACCCAGAGACCCACCCGACCAAGGAAGCCCACCAGGCGCCCGCCUCCCACUAGGAAGCCUUCUGUCCCCCGGCCUCCUGUACCGGCACAGCCAGAGCCCCAGGAGCCGACGGAUUUCCCCCCGCCCAUCCUGGGCCCACCUUCCAUCUAUCCUGACUGCCCUCGGGAGUGUUUAUGCACCCCAAACUACCCUAAUUCUCUCAACUGUGAGAACCGCAACAUCCGCAAGAUCCCUGUCAUCCCAUCCAGAACUCACUACUUGUACCUGCAGAACAACUACAUCUCAGAAGUAACAGCAGAGCCUUUCAUCAACGCCACCGAGGUCCGCUGGAUCAAUCUGGCAAACAACCGCAUUCACAGAAUAGACAAACAGGUGUUUGACAAGAUCCCUGCAGUUCUGUAUCUCUACGCGCAGCAAAAUCAUCUGAAGGAAGUCCCUGCAGGCCUGCCAGUGAGCCUGGAACAGCUUCGCCUCGGUAGGAAUCGAAUUUCUAAGAUCCCUGCUGGUGCCUUCAACAAGAUGGGGAAUCUGACUCUGCUCGACCUGUACCACAACCAGCUGAGCGACAGUGACCUGGGAAAGAACAUAUUUAAGGACCUCAAGAGCCUCAUGCAGCUCAACCUGGCUCAUAACAUUCUGAAGAAGAUGCCCCCCAAUGUACCAAGCAGCAUCAUCCAACUUUUUCUGGAUAGGAACCUCAUAGAUGACAUCCCAAAGGACUAUUUCAAAGGUUUAUCUCACCUGGCGUUUGUGAGGCUGAACUACAACCAGCUGUCUGACAAAGGAGUUCCCAAGGCUGUGUUCAACGUAUCCACCCUGCUGGACCUGCAGCUGGCCCACAACCAGCUUUCCUCUGUUCCCCUCUUCAAUGGUCACCUGGAACACUUGCAUCUCAACCACAACAGCAUCGAGUACAUCAAUGGCACCGAGAUCUGCCCAUACAACCUGCAGGCUGACAUGAGUGACUACAGUCUGGUGCCCAGGUUAAGGUACCUUCGUUUGGAUGGAAACCACCUGAGCCCUCCCAUCCCUAUGGAUGUCAUCAUGUGCUUCAGACAACUUCACUCUGUUGUCAUUUAGAAGAAGCAUGCCCAGAGGCUAGGGGGACUACGCACACAAUGAACACACAAAUGCAAAGUGAAUUCAAGACAGUGAAGGUUUAAUACACCUUACAUGCUGCAGAAUUGCAAUACUGAAAGAGGGACAACAAAUAACUGAAAAGUAUGAUAGUUUAGGUUUUUUAACCUCGAUGAUAAGUUUUAUUGUUGUAGAGAAUGCAAACAUUGAAGUAUGAAUGCGCAAAAUGUGGAUAUAGCAAAAUAUGGAGAUUUUUUUGUUUUUGUCAUUUUUAAAAAUACAAUGCCACAUACGAUUAACAAAAAAAUGGGAUGUGCAAGUGUGAAAAUACAGGUACAUAUAUGACAGAUAUGCUACAGGUAAUAGAGGGUAGUUAUGCUAUCAGAUGUGAUCAGAGUGAAGCAGACAACUCGGACAACAACAGACCUGCAGUGGACGUGAAGGAACCGGUUAAAAACGUAACUACCAUGUAGUUGAAACUGUCCCGAAUGUGCCCAUGAUUUUCAAGACACUCCAUGUAAAAAUGUCAUUUAUUUCUCUCUAUUCUUCUGUAUAUUAUUCCUCUGUAUAAAGAAGCUUUGUACAAACAAUUGAAAAUAAAACGUUUUCUUUGAUCAUUUGA